This is a messenger RNA of Mollisia scopiformis, 831 nucleotides long. RefSeq names its product RNA-binding domain-containing protein. The record is from RefSeq and is a predicted model, not a curated record. The annotation marks the transcript as partial. NCBI's taxonomy places the organism in Eukaryota, Fungi, Ascomycota, Leotiomycetes, Helotiales, Mollisiaceae. The transcript has a single exon. Gene Ontology annotation, molecular function: mRNA binding.
UACCAACAAUCUAGCUACAAUGGCUAUUCCGCUCCGCAACAGCAAGAGCCUGCAUAUGGCGCCGUCCCUCAAAUCCGCAAUCCUUUCGCACCGCCAGGUCAAAACAGUGCUCAGAGUUACCAAGAGGACCCUGAGAUGGCAGCACAAAUAGCGCAAUGGCAAUCGGCGUACGCAGGCAAGGAUUCACAGAGCUCUUCGGGAGGAUAUACAGGUGCGGUUCGACGAUAUCCACCCACGGGCGAAGGAACAGGAGCCGCAACUUCCGCUAAUGCCGCUCCGUUGGGUGGACGUGAUGGAUCAAGUAUGACCUCUGCAGCUAUGACAUCGGCAGCACAUAAUGAUACGGGUGUAGCAACUGUGGUCAGCGACGCUAAGACCAAUACCAAGACUGUUGUUCGAUCUGGAGGCGGAACAACCUGGACCGAUUCUUCUCUACUCGAAUGGGAUCCUGCACACUUUCGACUGUUCGUGGGUAACCUGGCUGGUGAGGUCACAGAUGAAUCGUUGCACAAGGCUUUUGCGAGAUGGCCAUCAGUUCAGAAGGCUCGUGUGAUUAGAGACAAGCGGACAACGAAGAGCAAGGGGUAUGGAUUCGUGAGUUUUAGUGACGGUGAUGAUUUCUUCCAGGCUGCAAGAGAGAUGCAGGGAAAGUAUAUUGGCAGUCACCCAGUUCUCUUGAGAAGAAGUACCACUGAGAUCAAGGCUGUCACGCCGAAGGAUAACAGGAACAAGAGCAAGCACAAAGGCAAGAGAGAUGAUAAGGAUAAGACGGGUGCAGGAGUUCAGAAAGCUGGAAGCAAGACCAAGGGAGGAUUGCGGGUGCUUGGUUGA